AUCCGCCACUUUAAAACAGCUCUUGUUGAUUGUUGAUCAAGCUUUGAGCCAACCCCCAUGGCUUCAUCGUCGUAUUUUCACGGAUUAGGCGACGAGGUCAUCCUCGGGGUCCUUUUGGGUGGGCUUAUCCUUUGGUUGGCCUACAAGUGCUUCAAAUGGUUUUCAUCUCAGCCGACUGAAGCCAACCAGCGUGCCAAUCCAACGACUGCCAACGCAACGGCCAACAUGGCUUAUCAUGGCCGUUUACGCUCCGAUGAUUACGAGUGUUCCAUUUGUCUUGGAGACAUUUUUUUGGCUGUGGAAACCAAUUGUGGACACACGUUUUGCGGGACCUGUGCCUUCGCCUUCUACGAUUUUGCUGUGACAGGCCCAUUAACGCCACCCAAUUGUCCAAUGUGUCGCCAACGGAUUACUCUGUUUCUGCCUUAUUUUUCGCAAAGCGAGAGAGACUCGAUUGAACUGAAUGUAGUCACUCAACGGGUCACGAUCAUGGACAAAAUUUGCCAAUUCAAUCACAGAUUCUCCGGUUCGUCCCGCUCGUAUCUUGAGAUAUUGAAGGAUUUGCCCAUGUUGGUUCGCCAUCUUUGGGCCCGAUUGUUGGACGGUGAAGGCCUCGACCUGUUUUUUCGAGCCCGAGCAGGCAUUUAUUUGGUGAUCACCAUCCUCUACGUCGUGAUGCCCUUGGAUAUCCUGCCCGAGGCCGCUCUCGGAGUGGUGGGUCUCUUGGAUGAUAUUUUGUUCUCCCUGAUGGUCUUGGUCUCGCUCACCAACCAAUUUAGAACCAUCCUGGGUCACGGCGAAUGAUCGGCGUGGCCGGGUCGUGGCCGGGCUUUCCCGAAUUUCGUAACUUGUGAUAUCCGACAAUUCAUAGCUGAGAAUCGCCCCCAUUCGUAAGUCAAAUGCAGUUUUCCCCCUAGAAAGUGUGCUGGCCGACCAGGCAAAUAUAAAUAAAGAAGUAAAGCGAUA
Molecule: messenger RNA, 966 nt
Organism: Tigriopus californicus
Lineage: Eukaryota; Metazoa; Arthropoda; Copepoda; Harpacticoida; Harpacticidae
Product: E3 ubiquitin-protein ligase RNF170-like
Exons: 6
Coding region: 58-804 (248 amino acids)
Molecular function (GO): ubiquitin protein ligase activity
Source: RefSeq, a predicted model, not a curated record